Molecule: messenger RNA, 2185 nt
Organism: Euleptes europaea (tarantolino)
Lineage: Eukaryota; Metazoa; Chordata; Lepidosauria; Squamata; Sphaerodactylidae
Gene: UTP14A
Product: UTP14A small subunit processome component
Exons: 14
Coding region: 2-2185 (727 amino acids)
Biological process (GO): rRNA processing
Cellular component (GO): small-subunit processome; nucleolus
Source: RefSeq, a predicted model, not a curated record
AAUGGCGGGUGAGGAGGAGCCGGUGGCGAUCGAGGCGGCCCUGAGUGAUCCUGAAGAUGAGGAGGAUGAUGAACUGGCUGCAAAGAAGCACCGGCAGCUUGUGGAUGCACUCAGCACAUUGGCUGGAGGAAAGCGGCAGCGAGCGGCUGAGCGUACAGAGGCGAGCAGAAAUGUCUCUGAAUUCGAUGUGGGUGGUGGAGGUGCUGGUGAGAAAGUGAUGCUCUCAGAGCUGCUGCAGCCUGUUUCCACCACAUCAGCUCUUGGCUCCAUUCGGAAACAGCUGAGCAAAGUCCGGCAGACCAAGGCAGUCCAACUCCCACUGAGCAAGGAGGAGAGUGAACGGGUGGUGAGAGAAGCUGCAUAUACCGAGACAUCCCAAGCCUUGGCUAAGUGGGAUCCGGUAGUCCGACAAAACCGGAAUGCUGAGCAGCUGGUCUUCCCGCUGCAGCAGGAUUGUGUGACUGUAGCACCCAUUGAAGAAGUGAUAAGCAAUUGGAAGCCCCGGACACCGCUGGAGGAAGAGAUCUUCAGUCUUCUCCACAAAACACAGCAGCCGGUGAAGGAUCCACUUCUGACUCCUCAUGAAAAGGCCUCGCUGCAGGCCAUGAGCCUGGAAGAGGCUCAGCAGCGCCGGAUGGAGCUCCAGAAAGCCCGGGCCUUGCAGUCCUACUAUGAAGCCAAGGCACGCCGUGAGCGCAAAAUCAAGAGCAAGAAGUACCACAAAGUGCUUAGGAAAGGCAAGAGUCGUAAGGCGCUGCAAGAGUUUGAGACGCUGCGGAAAUGCAACCCCGAGGCAGCCCUGGAACAGCUGGAGAAGAUGGAGAGAGCCCGUAUUGAGGAGAGAAUGAGUCUGAAACAUCAGAACAAGGGCCGAUGGGCCAAAUCUACUGUCAUCAUGGCAAAGUAUGACUUAGAGGCUAGGCGAGCCAUGCAAGAACAGCUCUCCCGGAACAAAGAACUGACGCAGAAAGCACGCCCAGCGUCGGACAGUGAGGAAGAUGGCAAGGACACUGAAAUGGAGGGGUGCCUGGUCCCUGAUGUUAUCAAUGAGGGCCAUGUUGGAACAGACCCAGAUAACCCCUGGAUGCUGGGCAAGGCCUCUGCAAAGUCUAAGGAAGAGCCUCGAGCUCCAGCAGACAGCGUAGGGAGUGGGGAGGAAGAGGAGGAGGAGGAGGAGCUGGCGGUGUCCAGCGAGGAAGCUUUGUUGCAAGACUUUGAUGAACGCCGGCAGAGCCUGUGUCAAUUUCAAGCCAAUGGUCUCGGUGGAGAAAAGGCUGCCCUUGUUGUGCCCGAUGUGCUCCCGCCAGCUCCCACAAGCCCUGUGCCGGAGGGGCCCCUCCUGAGCGAGAAGCUAGAGCGGCUCCGCACCUUGGAGGAUGUGGAAGCCCUGGAGCCAGAGGAAGAUGCCCAGAGACUCGAGCCGGCACGAUCAGAGGAUGCUGAACCUCUGCAGCCGGUGGAGCCGUCAUCUCAGCCCAGGGGUGGAAGGGCCCCAGCUGCCAAGAACAGAACAGCUGGCAAGCGCCAGGCCCUCAUUGAUCUGAAGGCGGUCCUGGCUGAGACAUCCACUCCCACACAAUGUCCGCUCGUGCCCAAGGUGGUACAGGAGGAGCUGGAGUUGGCCAGUGACCAGCGGCAGGUGAUCCGUGAGGCCUUUGCCAGUGACAACGUUGUGGCAGACUUCCUGAAAGAGAAGCGCCGUGCAGAGCAGGAUAGCAAACCGAAAGUGGUCGACCUGGUGCUCCCGGGCUGGGGUGAAUGGGGCGGCACCGGCCUACGGCCUAGCACCAAGAAGCGGAGACGGUUUCUUAUCAAACCCGCCCCUGGACUCCCAAGAAGAGACCAGCAUCUGCCCCAUGUGAUCCUUAGUGAAAAGCGAAAUAUUUCAGCUGCUGCUCAUCAGGUGAACCAGCUGCCGUUCCCCUUCGAAAACAGCCAGCAGUUUGAGCGCAGCAUCCAAGCGCCCGUGGGCUCUACCUGGAACACCCAGCGUGCUUUUCAGCGGCUGACAGCCCCCCGAGUCGUCACCCUGCCUGGCCACAUCAUCAGCCCCAUCAGUGUCGAGGAUACCUACCUGACCCGCCAAACGGAUACGGCGAAAGCAGCAGGGCAGAAAGCUGCCUUGGAUUUGAUAUCUCCUCCCAAACGCCACAGUGCCUCAAAAAAGAAAGCCCGGAAGCGCUGA